Messenger RNA from Symbiodinium sp. CCMP2456, 3219 nucleotides. NCBI's taxonomy places the organism in Eukaryota, Dinophyceae, Suessiales, Symbiodiniaceae. The record is from the annotation of a GenBank genome assembly.
AUGCCAACAAGGCUGAACCCAGGUGGGAAGGACCCUGGAGUUGCCGAUGCUACAGCAGGCGGCGAAAAGCAACUGCCAAGACGAGCGAUGCCCAACGCAGAUGAGGAUGAGCUUGUCCAAGAAGAGCUGUGCAAGAACAUGGAUGCCACAACAAACAGCAAGGACACGGGGCCCAUUCUGGCCAGGCCGGUCACGGACACGAUAAGGUCUAGGAUCGUGGAGAUGAGGAAGAAUCGAGUUGCGACACGCCUGCUGCUGGCAAAGAGGAAGACCCGAGAUGUGAAGACUGCAGAGCGGACGCACUUAAUCCCAGUCUCCCGAGACCGCGGCAAAAAGGAAGAGCCUGGAGUGCUGAAGCUGCAAACUGAGAGAGGGAAGAUGAAGCCUGCACGACUCAAACCAGACAAAGAUGCUGUAAAUCCACAGCGGAAGGGUGACCGCAUUGGAAGAGGAGUGCCCGAAUGCCCGCAAUUCAGUGCCGAGAGUGCGCUGCCCUGCCUUGCGAGUUUUUGGACGAACAAGAUUGACCCAACAUUCACCAGAUCGGGAAUUAAAAAUGCCGAGCCGGGCCUUGCAAGCGCUUUCAAGAACAUGGAAGCAUCGGGAGUGCACGCAUCAAGAACAAGGAGAGAGAAGACGAGCUCUGUCCAGGACAGUCCCACCGACAGCGCCAAAGACUCUGUCUUCGCGAGGCAGUGCGUCAACAAGAGUGGUCCUAAUCGUGCAAAGCCCAAGACGGGAGUCGCAGGUCCUGGCUGGGCGGGCGAGUGCAGGAGCAUGGAAAAUCCGAUGCACACAUGGUCAGCGACAAACGGAGAGAAAACAGGGCCUGCGCAGGCAAUGCCAGAGGGCCACGAGGCAGCGGUAGGCUGCCCAUUCUGCUAUGGCUUGGAACUGGCGAUACGGAGUCCGAUCGGCCAAGAGACCGUAGCAACAGCAAUAGGCAGGGCGAAGUCGAGUGUCGACAUCUCAAUUGUUGGCAAAGAGAAGCAAAAUCCAAGCCACGACAAGCCAAGGCCCGCCGUAAGCACCAUUGAGUCGGAUCGGCUGAAGGAUCUGGCCAAGAAUGGCAGCUCCAAAUGCGCGAAGUUGGAUGCAAGUAGUGUAACUCCCAUCCGUGAGCAUCUGAUGACAGAGAGUGCAGUUCAGUCGUGCGGUGCACCUCAGUGGAAGGGAGAGUUCGGGCCCGGCGACACCCAGCGGAAGAGCAGGCCCGCACGCGCCAUCGACCGCAGAGCUGCAGUGGAUCCCGGAUGCGCGUGUUUCGACACGGGCACAGUUGAGUCGAUGCGUGCCCAAGAGCGCAGCAGUGGAGACAAACCGGUGUUGGCCAGUUCUAGGCGCACGGCAUCGACCACACUCAGCAAGGACACUGGCGACGUGGAAUCGACUUUAGCAGGAUCUGAUGCCGGCGACGCUGACUCAAGGACUGCGAGGGCAACGCAGAUCCCGGUCCUGCUCCAUAUAGCACGAGAACAGCUCAAUACCGAGAGACUGCUGGCAAGUCGUGAAGAGCCUUGCGACGACAAGAGGCCGGCCCGAUUCAGGACAGAGGGCAUCAGCCCAGAGCAAGUGUUGCCAGACACUGGAGCAGAGCUGCCACCCCGUGCUGAAGACCUUAAGAGCAAAGGCGAGUCGAGCUUUGCAAGGCGGGCACUGUGCAGAGCAAGCAAGGCGAAGCCUGGCCGUGACAUGCCUGUUGCCAACACCGCCGAGUCUGUUCAAUUCGAUUCCCGGAGCGAAGGCAAGAGUCCAGGAUUCAAGAGGCCAGAGGAGGUGCUCCUGGACGGCUGCAACCUAGAGCAGAGGGAAUGCUCCCUGUUCUUGCGAGAGUAUGCAAAGCUCUUCGCAGACGAAGCCAGAUCAAAGAAGACCUUGUUCAGAACGGACACAGAGCUCGGCCCAGAGCUGAACUUCCCAGAAGCUGGCAAGACGGAGUCGGUACAAACGAGCAUCCGUGCAGAAAGCGAAGGGCCCAAGGUCAAGAGAACAGGCGAGAAGAAGUCCAUGUCUACCGUCCGCAAGGCAGGGAAAGACAAGCUUGAGCGGGUCAAGCUUUGGCAUGAAACAGGGAAGGCUGGGUUCAACAAGUCUAGGAAAUGCUUCCCGGUCUCGACAAUCCAAAUGCCAGCAUGCCACUUCCCGGCUGGUAAGGGCUUUGCGGCAACAGCGAGGAGGGCCCUGGAUCAGCAAAGUCCAAGACAGGCGACAGAGGAGCAGUCCCGGCCGCAAGCAAUCCGAGAUAGGUCCGAGCAGACAAAGUCCAAAACGGGCAAUGGGGAGCCAGAGCAAGCCUGUGAGCAGGCCGAUAUGCGCAAGAGGUCCAGCGCAAGCGCAGAUGAGGCAAUCUUCCCGGAGCUUCGCAGCAACGAAGCUGAGCCAGAUUGGAUGCAACCCGGAGCAAACACACAAGAUGCUGGCCUUGACGAGCUCUGCAGCGACAAGAACAGUCCGAGCCAUGCAGUCUCGAUGGCGGACAAAACGAAAACCGAGCCCAAGCAAGACAUUCCGAAGGUAAGAUCCACUUUUGCAAGAUCCAUCGUUGGAGCUACUGAUUCACCGCAAGAGAAGCUCCGAAGAAACGUGAGGACCGGACCGGCAAGAACAGUCCUGGCUGAAGAAGGUCGAGGCAAAGAAGAUCCCGGCUUGGACAAGCCCGGCAUGGAAGAAGAGAAGUCAAGACAGCUGAAGCUGUGCAGCGGCGAGGACAUGCCAACCGUCGUAGAAUCCGUCGUAAAAAGCAUACUGCCUGCGCAUGAGAAGCUGUGCAAGAACGGGAGAGAGCCGGGACGCGCAGACUCGACCAGCGGCAAAGAGAAGAGAGUCAAGAAGUCCAACAAGGAAGGCAAGAAGUCGAGCACGCCAGGUCUGGAGAGGCCGAAAAUGGGCAAAAUGGAGCCCGAGCGUUGCGCAGCCCUCGAAGACAUGAAUGCACCGAGAUGGGAGAAGCUCACGACCAACAGCGAGAACACGAAUCCCGGGUGCAUAAAAUCAAGCGCAGAUGGCGGGAAGCCCAAGCAUGCGAUAGUCCUCGCGGUCGACGAGCUUUCGAGGUUUGUGCUUGCCACGACUGAAAGCAAGGAGACGCUGCCAAGCCUUGACAAUCCAAAGGCAAGUGCCAAGCUCUCAGAGCGAGAUGAGCAACGCGAAGGCGUGAAGCUUCCCAAAUGCAAGGAAUCAAGCACAAGCAGCACCAAGCCAGGUCUGACGACGCUGUGA